AGGUGUGGCGCUUUUAUCGCCACAUAAUCGUUUCCAAUCAAAACCACGUGUCUGUGUUUUUCUAAUGGUAUCGUUCGUCUCGUCUAUCAGAAGACCUUGGUUUAAGUAUAUUGCGAAACUUAUAGAUAAUACGGGUCGACGUUGCACGCGGAGAAAGGUCGAUCUCUUUCUUAAUCGUAUCGUUAACGUAAGCUUAACGCAAUCCUUUCGUAGUAAUAGUAUUCAAGUUUACGAUUUAAUAGAAGUAGAAUACGAAGAAGUAAUGGGUUCCGUCGAUAAUGCCAAGAUUUUAUCCGGAAGACAAGUCUCAAAAGAAAUACAAGAGAAUCUUGCUGAAGAAGUAAAAAGCAUCAAAGCAAAAUAUCCAGACUUUAACCCAACGCUUGCCAUUGUUCAGGUAGGUGGAAGAGAAGAUUCCAAUGUUUACAUUCGUAUGAAAACGAAGGCAGCGGCCCAAGUUGGUGUAGAUGCACAGCACAUAAAAUUUCCUAGGACCAUUACAGAAGAUGAUUUAAUCAAAGAAUUGAAUAAAUUAAAUAAUGAUCCAGCAAUUCAUGGGAUUAUUGUUCAGCUUCCAUUAGAUUGUGAUAAACCAAUUGAUGCAAAUCUAAUUACUAAUACCAUUGAUCCUGAUAAAGAUGUAGAUGGCAUUCAUGAUGUUAAUGCAGGAAAACUAGCACAUGGACAACUGGAAGGUUUCUUCGUAGCUUGUACUCCUUAUGGAUGUCUUGAACUUAUUAAAAAAUCAGGUGUGGAAAUUAAAGGAAGUCGUGCUGUUGUCUUAGGAAGGAGCAAAAUUGUUGGAAUGCCUAUGGCACAACUUCUAAUUUGGAAUCAUGCUACUGUUACUAUUUGUCAUUCACGCACUAAAGACUUACCUUCUGUGGUAAGGGAGGCAGAUAUCCUUGUUGUUGCUAUUGGAAGAGCACAAAUGGUGAAAGGUGACUGGAUUAAGCCAGGAGCAGUUGUCAUUGACUGCGGCAUAAAUUCAAUACCAGAUGCAACCAAGGCAUCUGGCUCCAGAUUGGUGGGAGAUGUUGAUUUUGAAGAAGCAAAAUCCAUAGCAUCCUACAUUACACCAGUACCAGGUGGAGUUGGUCCUAUGACAGUUGCAAUGUUAAUCAAAAAUACUGUAGAAGCUGGAAAGAAAGCUUUAGAAAAGAAAUUGGGAACCAAAUUAUAAAAAAGACAAAGAAUUGAUUGAUAAUUUCCAGUACAAAUUAUGCCAUAUUCAUUCCAAAAAAGAUUAGUUUUGUAUCAUCAUCUCUGAAAUAAAAGAAUAUUUUUUUAAGUGCCAA
Messenger RNA from Centruroides sculpturatus (bark scorpion), 1298 nucleotides. RefSeq names its product C-1-tetrahydrofolate synthase, cytoplasmic-like. Bases 65 to 1183 code for a protein of 372 amino acids. Gene Ontology annotation, cellular component: cytosol. Lineage: Eukaryota; Metazoa; Arthropoda; Arachnida; Scorpiones; Buthidae. Gene Ontology annotation, biological process: tetrahydrofolate interconversion. The record is from RefSeq and is a predicted model, not a curated record. Gene Ontology annotation, molecular function: methylenetetrahydrofolate dehydrogenase (NADP+) activity; methenyltetrahydrofolate cyclohydrolase activity. The transcript has 10 exons.